Molecule: messenger RNA, 462 nt
Organism: Corticium candelabrum
Lineage: Eukaryota; Metazoa; Porifera; Homoscleromorpha; Homosclerophorida; Plakinidae
Product: monocarboxylate transporter 14-like
Exons: 2
Coding region: 96-401 (101 amino acids)
Biological process (GO): transmembrane transport
Molecular function (GO): transmembrane transporter activity
Source: RefSeq, a predicted model, not a curated record
UGUCUGGAAUCGUAAACAUUUGCUUUCCAUUCUUCAAUACCUACAGUGAGCUUGUCGGAUAUUCGAUUCUGUUUGGUGUGUUUGGAUCAUUUCGGAUGCUAGUUGCUGUCAUUCCUCGGGAUAUAGUCGGACUGGAAGAGGUUGUCAAUGCUUGGGGAAUAUACGCGUUGAUUGCUGGCGUGCUGUCUUCUGCUGGGCCACCAUUUGGUGGAUGGAUAUAUGACUCUACUGGCUCGUACAAUACUGCUUUUGUGGUUUGUGGUUGUCUAUCGGUGAUUUCAAGUUUAUCAAUGUUUUCUGACAUUUAUCUCAAGAGAAGACAGGAAGAAAAGUUAAACAAGAAGGAGAAAAUUGAAUCAGGUAGUGCGAGUGCUGUGGUAUCGUUUGAGACAUGUGUGUAAUUGUACAGUUUUUUAAUUUUUUAAAAAUUGUUUUGGAGUUGGUGAUUGAAGUGGCAAAUGA